Molecule: messenger RNA, 1005 nt
Organism: Aspergillus fijiensis CBS 313.89
Lineage: Eukaryota; Fungi; Ascomycota; Eurotiomycetes; Eurotiales; Aspergillaceae
Product: putative short-chain dehydrogenase/reductase family protein
Exons: 2
Coding region: 1-1005 (334 amino acids)
Source: RefSeq, a predicted model, not a curated record
AUGGCAGGGCUAUUUCGGCUACGUCGGUCGCGACGCAAUAUCCCGGUCGAUCCCAGCGAGGUGUCGUUCGCAGGGAAGACGGUGCUUCUGACUGGAGCAACAUCCGGACUGGGAUUCGAGGCAGCUGUCAAGCUCCUCAGCCUGGGCGUGGACUCACUCAUCAUAGGCAGUCGUAACCUGCAAAAAGGCCAAGCGACCAAGGCGGAGCUUGAACGACGCACCGAUAGACCGGGUGUGGUGCAAGUGUGGCAGCUGGAGAUGAACAGCUUCCAGAGCGUCAAGAGCUUCGCCGAGCGUGUGAACAACGAAGUGGACCAGUUGGAUAUUGUAAUCCUCAACGCGGGUCUAUGGAAUCGAGACUACACUGUAUCGCCGGAAGGAUGGGAGGAGACGCUGCAGGUCAACACUCUCUCGACAUCCCUACUGGCAUUCCUCCUCCUCCCCAAGCUGAGACGCAGUUCGACACCGACGCAGCCAACACAUCUUACAGUGGUCUCCAGCCAACAGUUCGUUCGGGUCAAGGCGCAGAGCCUCCGAACGGAAGAGCCGUUACUCAAGCAUCUGAACGAUCCCCGCAUUUUCAUAGGCCGCCGGCAGUACGGGAUCUCCAAGCUUUUGCUCGAGUAUAUGCUCAAGAUGGCUGCCGGUAUGGUUCGCCAGGAAGACGGGACGGUGCCCGUGAUCAUCAACUCCGUAAGUCCCGGGUUUUGUGCCUCGUCACUCGGGCGGCAGUAUCGUAGAUUUUACGAGCGAUGGCUGUCUUGGCUGGCGUAUAAACUCUUUGCGCGCACAGCUGAGCAAGGCAGCCGAUCGCUGGUGAGUGCCACUUACCAAGGGGUGGAGUCUCAUGGGAAGUGUUGGAGAAACGAUGGUUAUCUAGACGAAUCGAUCGCGUUGACAACGGGAGCGGAAGGACAGCAGUUUCAGAACAUUGCUUGGAACGAGAUCGCGUCUAUUUUGAAUGAACAGAAGGAGGGGCUGGAGCAGUUGGUCGGAGGUUCGUGA